Messenger RNA from Aspergillus mulundensis, 1392 nucleotides. Its product is annotated as Carboxylic ester hydrolase. The transcript has 3 exons. The coding region runs from base 1 to 1392 and encodes 463 amino acids. The record is from RefSeq and is a predicted model, not a curated record. Lineage: Eukaryota; Fungi; Ascomycota; Eurotiomycetes; Eurotiales; Aspergillaceae.
AUGUCGGAAGACUGUUUGUCGCUGAACAUCAUCCGCCCUAGCAACGUCAGUAACUCUUCGGAACUACCUGUAGCAGUCUGGAUCCAUGGAGGCGGCCUCUACAGCGGCUCUUCGAGACAGACAAACCUCACCAACUUUGUCUCUCAGGGCACGGCAUCAAACAACCCCUUCAUUGCCGUUUCCAUCAACUAUCGUCUAAACGCGUUUGGCUUCCUCUGGGGUUCAGAUGAAGUCGCCGCCCACGGUAGCGCCAACAACGGCCUGCGCGACCAACGUCUUGCCCUCAGCUGGAUCCAGGAGAACAUCGGUUUCUUCGGGGGCGAUCCCAGCAAGGUCACCAUUUUCGGCCAGAGCUCCGGUGGUCUCUCCGUCGGUAAACAGCUAAUUGCGUAUGGCGGACGAGACGACGGCUUGUUCCGCGCUGCUAUUUUGCAGAGCGGGGGUAUGGCAGAAAAAUGGCCUUACAAUAUAGAAGAUCCCGGGGUCUACACUAGAGACCUUUAUAUGAACCUGACCACGACGACGGGAUGCGAGGGUAGCGCCAGCCCGUUUGAGUGUCUCCGCGAGCUGCCCAUCGAGUCUCUCUCCGCCGGCCUGAACAUCAGCAACACGCCUGUCUUCGCCGGUACUGGCCUUGGCCCAUGGCUUACUCAGGUCGAUGGGGAUUUCCUGCUUGACGGGCCGACCGAAUCACUCGACAAGAGACAUUUCGUCCCCGUGCCCAUAAUGUACACGACAACCACGGACGAAGCUACGGCCUUCAGUUUCGUCAGCUCCGUCGACACUGAUGCUGACUUCCGAGCGUUCGUCGCAGCUGGUGGGCCUGAUGAGGUGACUGUCUCGGAGAUUGAGAAGCUGUACCCUAGGGAUCUGGGAUUACCGGCAGGUUGGACGCCAACAGCAGAAGAAGAAGCAACCUAUGGUGCGCAGUGGAAGCGAGCUGUCGCGUUCCAUACCGAUGCAGUGGAGACGUGUUCACGUCGCCGUACAGUGAACGCAUGGACUGCAGCAAAUGGUACAGCGUACGCGGCUAGGAUAAACAUUCUGGCGCCCAACGAUGCGGCGAGAUUGGGGUCUCAUCACUCGGUUGAGCUAGACUAUGUGUUCGGCAAUGUAGAGAGCACGAAUAAGGCUCUCGUCAAUAUGGCGAAGCUAAUGAGUCGUGUUUGGGCUUCCUUUGUAGUGCAUUUGGAUCCGAAUCAUCAUCAUGUACACGGUGUACCCCUCUGGCCUGUUUGGAGCGGUUCUGAAGCAGAUGGUACUGUGGGAUACAACUUCGUCUUCAACACGAAUGGCAGCAUUGACUCGAGAUCUUGCGUCGAAGUGGACGAUUAUCGACUUGAGCAGACGCGAUAUCUCAACAGUGUUAUGCAGAGGCAAAUGUACUAUUGA